AUGUCGACUACACUCGCCAUCUCCCACUCCCUCUCCCAACUCAGCCUCGGAGCACCCCCGACCCCCGGAUCGGUAUCCUCCGCCUCAUCGUCCAAGUCGUUCAAUCAGGAGGAUGAAGGCAAGUUCGCUGCCGACCAACGCGCCCAUCUCGCUAACACGCUCUCCCGCCCGCCCGUGCAGAAAACCUCACCUAAGGAGAAGAGCGGGGACGAGGAAGAUCUCCGCCUUCUGGCCAUCUCGACACACAUCACGGAGCUUUCGUACAACAUAUCCGACAUUCAGACGCGUAUAUUCGAAAUACAGGAGCUCCGCCACAAAUCACAGUCUGCGGGGGACAGUGCCGGGACGACGACCAUCAUCGACCAGUCGCUCAUGAGUCUGGAUGAGCGGAUUGAAACGGUGUCCAAGGGCAUGAAGUCAAUCAGCGAUUCACUGGAGCCGCAUCUGCAGAACGCAUCCACGCCGACGGUUGCCCAGAGAAGCGGGGAUUCGAGCGAGCAAGCGGUGAUUCUGCGGAAACACGCUGCGUUGGUGGCGGAGUGGGAAGCGGUCCAGGACGAGAGCGAGGUGCUGAGGGAAGAAUUGAAGGAGGACAAGUGGUUGACCGUAUUCCGGACUGUGACUGACCAGGCGGAUGGGAUGAUGUCGAGUUUGGAAAAGGCGGUCAACAGGUGCCAGGAAUUUAUAUGGCAAGUGCACAAGCGCGUCGAAGAUCCUCUCACAUUCUCUACCUCUCCCGAUUCCCGGGAUAAGCUGCCCAGCUUCGAGACUUACACUUCACUUCUCGAAUCUUUUGAAGCGAAGAAAAAGCACUAUAUGCCGGCCACAUCGAAGGUUCUUUCUAUCAUCGACAAAGGUGUCCGAGACCGCGUCACCAAGAACGGUGAAACGUUGCGCAGGCAUGCAGAAUCUGCGCAACGGUGGAAAAAUCUCAAAGAACGGAUUACCAGAACAGAUGCUGAGAUGGAAGCUGCUUGUCGGCUGCUCGUUGGAGGAGAUACGCCCAGCGAGAGUGGCUCGGUGGCGUCUGGGAAUGCUUCCCACACUCGAAACGGAUACCUGAACACGCCUCCCAGUGGUUCCAAGCGAGGGGGCACUUCGAUCUCAGGCUCUAUUUCACCACUUCGGAAAUUCGCUCGCAAGAUUACUGGCGCAACACCACCGUUGACGAUCAAUAAGAACAGUCUAACGAGAACGAUAUCCCAGGAUGGACCAUUGGCAGGUUCCCAGAGCAACCGCAGGCAACAACGAGUGUCCAUUUUCAGCGGAUUCCGUACAGGAGCAACGCCGACACCAAUGACUCCCGAUCGACCUGGGCACAAGUACAGCACGAGUCUUACACCCGACUCUUCUCCGAAUGCGGUGAAAGAGGCUUCCAGGUCUCGGACAAGCAUUGCUCCCGGCCGACAGCCAUGGAACAGUUCGACCAAAGUGGAUGUGAGUAGCCAGGUCACAGUGAAGGCCACGCCUCAGAAACGCCCGCCGUCUGCCUCUGGUGCUUAUGGUGAUAUGUCCUCUUCGCUGAGUGGGGUGUUCAGGCGAAGUUUAUCGCGCACUUCAAUGGCAUCAUCCCGACCGUGGUCCCCGGUCACCUCGUCUGCAUCAACCACCCAUUCUUCCUCUCGACCUCAUCCCCCCAUCCCUAAUUACCGACCGCCUUCAAGAUCGCAAACACCCCAUCGGCCGACAACGCCGUCGCGAUCUUACACACCAGCCGUCCCAAUGACGCCCAGAGCGAGAGCGAAAACCCCAAGCCACAUACCUGCUCCGAGUCUCAAACUGCGGUCAGUUGUGCCUCCGGCAUCUGAUGACGGCUGGGAUGAUCCGCAGACAACCACUCCGAACGGUAGCACAAUCCACCCUCCUAGACCACCGAGUCGUUCGAUGAUUCCCAUUCCCACUCUCCAUUUGUCCUCGGUUUCGCGCCCGGGAACUUCCAUGUCGUAUAACGACGAUUCAUUUCGAACGGCCGCAGUCCGGGCCCAGACGCCUGAAUUCACCCUGCGUGCUCGGGUGCAGCAGAUUCCAGUGUUUCCCGGGACGCCGGCACGGACGCCUGGACGUCCUCCCAUGCCAGGAAGCGUGUCGAAAGUGCCUCCGUCAAGUUUCCGCGACGGUUCUGCGAGUCGGACUCCGUCUCGCACAGGGUCGAGAGCCGGGGCUUACACUCCCAGCAAUGACGGGCUGCCGUUGCACGAGUACAUACCUGGAAACCCGAACGAUCCGCUGGAUGCCGAGGUCUCUUUUGUGGCCAACUCGAUCGCGCAUGGAUUGCUGGUCGAGCGAGUGGAUCCGCCUCUCCGGAAGUUGCCGAGAGAGGGCGAGGAGGUCAAAGCGCAGUACGCAUUCUCGAACGCGCUGAGUCGCAAAGUGAUCACUUGCAAGCUCACCACUUUGACCCGCACCGGCAAAGCGUCGGAGGCGAUUGUGACCCGGAAAGUCAUGUGUCGAGUGGGCGGCGGGUGGCAGGAUCUGAGCCACUACAUCCUGAAUCGGCAAGCCGGGAUAGAUAGCGAAACAGACAUGUCCGACUCAGCCCACCACCCCUUCCCUGUGAUCACCCGCCGCAAAUCAGGAUCCUAUGGAUCCAUCCCUGCCCAGCUGUUCCCCUCCCCCAAGCCGCUCAAGACCCUGGGCAAGGCAAUCAAAGGCGCCGUGCGCAAAGUGAGCCACGCUCGCUUGCGGCGGACAUCCAGUUCGUCUUCCGAGUCGCAUGCCGAAACACGUGCCGUGAACCCUGUUGCUCCGGUCGUCCAUCUUCACCCCCUCCAAGUCCUCGACGAGUACGAACCACCCCUCGUCUUCACUCCUGGCAGCGCCAGAUCUUACGACUCUUACGACUCGCGUGCCUCCACUUCUUCGUCCCCCCCUUCGCUGGUGACUUCGGACGACUCUUCUGUGGAAGACAUGUCUCUCGAAGCGCAUGGAGAGCCCUCCGCGGGCCUCUAUGGGGAGGAUUCGGGCUCGUCUUCGCUGGCCAGCCCGCCCACCGCUUUCGUCGAGCCCGAAGUCCCCGAUCCGUUCCUCAUUGAUGAUGAUGAUGAGGAUGAAUCUGUGGAUGAAGGCGACGAGGGCGGACGGGUCGCGUUGACACCGACCGAGUCUCAGGCGACGAUAGCGAUCGCAUUGACGCAGGAGGCGUCAGUGCUUCCGCCGUCGGCCCCUGUGCCGCUCGCCUCUCCGAACCUAAAUAAAGCCAUGCCGCCACCGCCACCGCCAGAGUCAGACAGCGACGAGGAGGAUGCGCCGGAGAUCUAUCUGCCCGGGCUGUGCAUCCCUACGAUGUUCCUGCCUAUUCCCAACACCGAUCCUUUGACUACGCUACUCAACAAAUACAUCCAUCCGCCUGACAAACGACCUGUGCGAGAUCUCUCGGGAGAGUGGCAGCGCACCGAUUUCCAUAAGCUUGUCAUGGGCAACAGCUGGCGUGCGCUGGCUCGCAUGGCGCGGGACCGAAUCGUUACCUCGGAUCCAGAAGAUCUGACUUUGAUACUCGGAUUGUGGUACCUCCGACUAUCGUCUCUAGCGCGACUACGGCUGUUCAAUCAAACGACGGCGGAAUGCACAAACCUAUUCAAUUUGCUCAACAGCAUCGAGCCCGCGGCCUCGCGCACAUGGCUGUUUGAGCGGAUCCUGCCGUUUGAACUGGAGGUCCUCUAUGCGCGGCUGCGCUAUUGGGCGGGUGACCACAUGGGACACCUCGAUGCAUUGUGGGCGUUGGUCAAGACAUGCAAAGCCCGAGCGAGGAAAGCCAAGAUGCGCCAGGGCACGGAGGCUGCCAUGUGGAAGGAGCGGGGCGCGCGUGUGUGCUUGAUUAUCGCGUCGCAGCUGGUCGAGAUGAAGGACUUUUUGGCCGCUGCGCGCCUGCUAGAGCCGCUGUGCACUCAGCCAGAUGGGAUCACAUCUCCGGCUAUGCAUUCUGCCGUGGGGCGAAUCUAUCUCCAGGCAGGCCACCUCGGCCUUGCGGAUCGGCACUUCAAGCUUGCUGCCGAGUCUGAUCAAGUGUCCCCGUCGUCGAUGACCCGCAUGAACGAUGCGCUGUAUUCGGCUGCGGAAGGCGAUUGGGAACAUGCUAGCCAGCUGCUGCAGGCAGCGGUUGAUGAGCAGGGCGAGGACUACGUGGCGGUCAACAAUCUCUGUGUGACAUUGCUUGCGCAGGGCAAGCUCAAGGAGGGCAUUGCCGUCAUGGAGGGUGCGCUGAAUGCAUCGCCUUCGAGUGUCGUCAUUGCCGAGCCGUUUCUAUUCAAUCUCUCGACGCUUUACGAGUUGCGCUCGGCCACAGCCAUUGAAAACAAGCGGAAUCUGCUCAUUCAAGUUGCCAGGUUCUCUGGAGAUGGAUUGAAGACAGCAUGUCUCAAGAUGCCGUCGACGUGAUUAGUUUUCGAUGUUCAAUAAACGUAGGGAAUGAACUUCCAUCGGACAACCUCGCAGUAACGGUCCCAGUCCUUGCCGUACUUGAGUGCACAUCUGGCCAAUACAUUAGACAUCGAAAAACGCGUUUUGGACGCGCAACAUACCUUUCGAAGUCGCGGGUGGUGCGAUGGAUGAGAACUGUAAUGAAGAACACCGAGUAAAAGUAGGGAAUGGGCGUGGCGGUGCCGAUGAUAGCGCCCCAGCAGAAGCUCAUGAUCCAGUCCGCGACGUAGUUCUGAGACGUGUUCAGAACGUGACUUGUGUAGUACAGAACCAACAAACCGGUUUGCGUGACCAGGCCCAGCAGCCGCUAGUGAGGAGGCGGUUGCUUGAAUACAGGGAUCAACAACUGCUCGACAGAACGACAGGACAUUUCACUGACCCAUGCUUGGUCUGAAUGAACGUCGGGUUUUGGACGAUGCAACCAGGAAUCUGGGGGAAUGUCUUGCGGAAGUUGGUGAGUCCCUGUGUUUGCAUCUUGAAGCGACUCUUCUGUGACAUGGCACAGUCCCAGCUAGUGCCCCCGCUUCAGCUAGUCCUACCAGCAGAAGCCAGAGCACGACUCACACGCAGUAGGCCGCAACGAGGACAGUGAACAUGAAGAUAUACCGCAGCGUCGAGAAUUGGUACUUGGACGGGUCCGUGCGCGACAUGUACACAAUCGAGUAGACGUAAGACUGUUCGGUCGUCGUGAGCCGUGAUGGCACGCUCGACGGCGCAAAUAGACACGUACGAAAGGAACACCAGCCAGGUUCCAGAAGAUGACCAUGAAGCCCCAUCUGCCACCGCAGUCAGAUCUAAUGAUUGAUGCGACCGGAACCGAACGCUUACUUCUCGUGAAACAUGUCCCAGGUCUGAGGAAUGCAUUCCUCCCCCUUGGCGCUAGAAAAACGCGUCAAAUUCACCCGGUUUGCGCGUGCGAUAAACAUCCGCACCAGGCGUUCAGAUACAGCCACGUCGCGAGGACCAUGAACGCCAUGUUCUGCGGCGCAAACGCCGUCAGCAUGGGCAAACGCAAAAUGCGCAGAGAUGACACGCACGGGAGUGACGGUUCCGUACUGCUCAUACUGCUUGCAUGCACCCGAGACGGACAUGAAGAAUACGAUAUUCCACGGAAUGCGUACUUCCGCCCACAUCUUCAGGUCGAUGGGGCCGAGGCGAGGGUUGAGCAUAGCGCCCAUGAACACGUCGUAGAUGAAGCUCCCUGACAUGCGGAUCUGCUGCCCCGUCGCAAUAGUGAAGAAGUACAUCCCGAACGAGACUGCGAAGCCCCAGCACAUCGCAACCGACAUGAGGGGGCCGAAGUUGUCGAUGAUCUCGUUGAGGCGGAAGAUGUGGAAGUAGUGCAGGACCGCUGCGGUGAUCAUCGUCGCGUACAUGGAGAACAGCGCGUUGCAGUUGUACAUGAGCGACUCGUAGCCGAGCGAGGGAACGGGCAGGCCCUUCUGUUGGACUCCGGGCAUGACCCACGCAAGAAAGAGCUGGAAGAAGAUGUUCGUGCUGUAGACUUUCCAUGCCCACGCGGUCGGGAAUGCGUCCUUUCAAAGCGGCUGAGCGCUCAUCGCAGUCUCGUUGCCGAUCCCCGUACCUGGUAGAAAUGAUCCCACAUCCUCCCCAAGAACGGUUUCACGUCAUCCAAGGACGAUGGGUGGGCGAGCUGCCCAUCGUAGAACCACAGACAGAUCCAGAGAUAGUACAUGAGGAGGGGGAAUCCAGUCAUGAUAGCAGUGACGCCCCACGGUCCACCGAACUCAUAGCCGAUGUGCUGGUCGAGGCGUCGGUCGAUCGCUUUCCCUGCGUCGCUGACGACAAUGACGUCCGCCUUCUCCUUGGCCGCGCCAGACGGCUUUUUAGAUUGGGGAGUUGCGCCCAUGAGUGGUGACGGCUUACAAGCUGACUUCGAUGUUCAGGGACCCAGGUCGAACCACUUUUAAAUUCGUGGCGUGUUCGGAUCAGUCCGAACCUGAUCGCAACCGAGGGGAAAGCUUACUAUCCUUGUACUGAAAGGUUUGCGACCUAUCUUAUGGCGAAGGGCCGUAAGGAAAGAACUAAGAAAGCGUGGGGCUUAAAAAUUUGCAUUUAGGCUAGAGAAUGAAUGCAGGGUAGUCGUAAAAGGAGGGGCCACGAACAGAGGUACACUUCAAACACGACGCGGUCACGUGCUAAUAUGAUCAGUCUCCAUCAAGUAGUUAUCAAUUUGCAUGACAUCUUCGUCCACGGACAUCUCCUCCAGUUCCUUUUCCUGCACGUGCUUCUGCAACACCUCGAUAGCCUCUUUCGUGGCGAACAAGACCAUCUUUUCCCGUGAGGGCUUGUAGUUCGUGGGGUCGACAGAAUUCUUGUAUCCGCCGUACAGGCCCUCGAGCGAGAGGAGAUGUUCGACGGUUCCCAUUGAUUCAGGACUGCCCGGAACCACAUUUUGGAGAUGUUCCUUCAGCAGCGGAUGGUUGAGUAGGCCGGGGUAGUAGCGUCCAGCGAUUAGACUCAAUGACAAGACUGCCUCGAAUCCUGGCGAGAGGAUCUCGCGGAACCGGAAGCCUGUUGGAGCGAGGGGAAGCGGAUACGUGCCCUUGCCAGCGGCAACAGGAGGAGAUGCAGGGGGGGCUGCGAAAGGCAGGUUGCGUGGCAGAUUCGGAUCCUCCCAGUCAUCGUCAGCCAGCUCGUACAUCAUGCCUGUCACCCGACACUCUUUCUUCGGGCCGCUGCCCUCCACGAUCGAAAUGGCGCUGAUCUUCAGGAACACGGCUCGGGACGAAGCGCUGUAGUCAUCGAUGCUGCCCUGAUUCGCCUGGACCUUCGCCAGCGACUUGGGCCCAGGGCCGGCGGGUGCAAACACGUGAUGGGCGCCCGCUGGCGCUACGCAGCUUCGGGGCAGCUUCAACCGGACUACGUCGUCGCACCAGAUCUUCUCCCCGCCCCACCACAGGCCCUGGAAUCUCGACUGCGUGAUGACUUUCGAGGGAAGAGGCUGGGCCGGUGGAAGCCGAGACGGGCCGGCUGACGCCGACGCAUUGCUCAUGCCUGCUAUCUCGAUGGCCGACGUCAGCGAUGAGUGCUGUGCAGGUGCGGAUGUCGGCGGCGGAGGCGCGGUUGCAGUAGGUAUGACGGUCAUCGAGGCCUCCCAGGCGUCGUUCAAACACCAAAGUUCGCAUAGUGAAGAAGCAAUCUGCAGCGCUGCAGCAAAUGGAGUCAAUGCUUCAGCGAAAGUUGGCGGUUGAGCAGGCGGUUCGGGCAAAACGCUAAAUCGUUCGAUGUGAUCCGGGUCAAGAUUCCAUUCCUUCGCAGGUCUCGAAACCAUCUGCUCCAGAACCGCAGUAGGCACCACAUGGGCCUGAUACGGUAGUAGUCGAGUACUCGAGACCGUCUUCCACGUUCGCGCUGCUGCCAACAGACGAAUUCUAUGCAAAACAUGUUGGUGAUUGGUCCACGUCGGUUCUUCGUCAGUGCCCGUCGGUUCCUGUCUCUGCGCUCUGCUCGAUAACAUUGUUUCAUCUAUGAUCGCAGGCCAGAAUUGGAUCUGCUCGCCAGUCGACGCUCGGAAAGGUUCGUCGAAUUCGAACCAAACAAGUUCACCAUCGCGGAACCAGCGAGGCAAGGCACCAGGGAACGGAGCUCGGCAAGCAAAGCGAAGAUCGUUAUUGCGUUCGACGUUCAUGACCUCUGAUGGAGCGCUUGCGACCGACUUUGCAGAUGCUGGCGUCUUUUGAACUGCGGCAUAUGUCUUGGGUAUUUGCCGUGUUCGCUCAUUCAGACCACGAGCCGAUUUCGACUUUUCUGUCUUCGGACGACGGGGUGCAGAAGGUGAUGCGUUCUGGGAGGGAGAAGGAGAACUGGUACGGAAAGCGCGCGAUACUUCAGUCUGAGGUCGUUUGCUACAAUACUUGCAUUUGCAAUUGUCGCUCCCAUCCCCCAUCAACCAGAUCCCAUGCGGUAUGAAUUCGGGGAUGGACCGGAAUUUGGGGCACAACUUGGAGCCUGCACGGUAGACAAAGUCAGUCGAGUACAGCCGGCGCGAAUAGGCAGCCCACAUGCCGAUGAGGUACAAAUCGUGUCGAGGAGCAGAUUGUAUUCCCUUCUGGUGAUCAAACAUCCGGUAUCCACUCGGCCAAUCUCUCAGCACAAAGGGCCUGCCCUCUGGCCCUAGUCAGAUCGCCAUAAGCAAUCAUCGCAGCGAAAGGCGUACGAGGAUCCUUCAUUCCGCACUGAUUGGACACCGCGUCUCCGAUGGUUGUUCUCCAUUUGAUGGCUGCAGAUUCAUCUAUCGCGACCGGCCUCAUGAAGUUGACAUGCCCCUGCUCGUCGGGUAUUGGAACAUUGUUGGUCGGCCACAGAGACGAGUCUCCAUCCGAACGAGUGAUGUCAAAAUUAACAGCGUUGCUGGGAAGGCUAUGUUUGUUUGAGAUGUUUCGGUGCGUCGACAUGCACUCGGGUUCAAGGGUGUGGAAGUUGCUGUGCGGAAAUCAAAGGACGGUAUCGUGCUCUGCAGAGAUGCGAGAGUCGAGAUCACACAGAUGUCCUUUUCGGCUGAUGCCAUCACAAUUACAGCUUGAUUUUGGCCUCUGAACUGGAUGGAUAUUCAUGAGCGGUGGACUGGGCGCUUACACUCCCAGCCCUCGAUGCAACCAACUUCAGCUAUGGAGACCAGACAUUGAUCUUGAUUCACAUUCAAGAUCGGCAAUCUUCGAUUUGCGGGGAUUUUCGAAUCAAUGUUAUUCGAAAUGCGGCUCAAGCGAAGGUCGUAGCAUCUAACAAGUAGAUCAAGUUCAACAAUGUGUCUAUAUCCGGAGAACAUUGACCAUUCCGGCAUGCCAAGUUGACCAACAGCGGCCGGCAUCCAAUCAAUCUGGCUUCUCUGCUCUCACCGUGUGUUGUCAUCCGUUACUGCGCCUCAAGGAGGCCUUCAGAUCCUCUUCCGACGCUUUCGCUCUCAACCACGAUGUUUUAUUCUGUCGCUGUCGCCGCCCUCGUCCUGCUGCUGCCACAAGCGUCGUGUGCGGGACCAGCCGUCCACAUCCCGCUCCGGCGAAUGUCAGAUCGCGUCCGGAAUGUAACAGAUCACUUCGCUGCUGGCGCCCGGGCUCGCGCACGAUAUGGUUACUCGUCGAAAUUGAAUGAAAGAGCGACAUCAAGCUUUCCCUUGACUGAUCAGCACGCGGAUGCAAGUUACGUCGGAACGGUUUCCGUUGGAACCCCAUCACAAAACUUUGAGGUCAUCCUCGAUACCGGCUCGUCUGAUUUCUGGGUGGUGGACUCGGCUUGCCUUGGUUGCAGCAGUGGAAUCUCUUUUGAUUUCUCGUCGUCCUCUACAUUCCAUCAGGCAGCCAGUGCACCCGUCCAGGUCAACUACGGCUCCGGCAGUGUUGCCGGAAUCGUCGCUACAGACACAGUGACUAUGGGGCCCUUCACUGUAUCCUCUCAAGGCUUUCUGCUUGCUGAGCAGCUGACAAGUGGCCUGCUCACUGGCAACGUCUCCGGCUUAAUGGGUCUGGCGUUCCAGGCCCUGGCAAACACCGGCGCAGUGCCCUUUUGGCAGGCCUUGUCUGCCAAUAACCAGCUUUCGUCGCAGGAAAUGGCUUUCCAUCUCACCCGUUCUUCCAGCUCGUCUGAUCAGCCGGGCGGGACGUUCACGCUGGGAGGCACGGACACUUCUCUCUACACAGGGAACAUCGAAUUCCAAAAUCUAGUGGGGUCUCAGACGCCCACGUUUUGGCUGCUUCAGGUGUCCUCCCUGACGAUUCAAGGCAAAUCUGUUGCAAUAUCUGAUGGAUCUGCUGUUGCAGCCAUUGACACCGGGACAUCGCUCAUCGGAGGCCCUAGCGACACGGUCAGAGCCAUCUGGGCUGCAGUUCCCGGAUCCAGUCCUGUUCCAGCAUCUGUCGGACAAGGCUACUAUCAGUUUCCGUGUUCGACUACCGUUAGCGUCACGAUCUCGUUUGGUGGACAGGCUUGGACCAUCAACCCACAAGACAUGAAUAUCGGCCAGUUAGUCACCGGCAGCUCUCUUUGUGUGGGCGCCAUCUUCGAUCUGACAUCGGGGGCGGCAACAUCGCCCGGCAGCCCUGGCUGGGUCAUCGGCGAUACGUUCCUUAAAAAUGUGUACACCGUUUUCAAACAAAACCCCCCGUCUGUCGGAUUUGCCCAUCUUGCUUCUGAUGGGAGCUCGGGAGGCAAUUCUGUCUCUGCAUCCACCUCCAGCAGCCUCACAUCCAGCACCAGCCAGUCAAGUCCUCCUACAUCUCAGUCGCAUACCGGCACAUCGGUCUCGACUGUUGCCUCCAUUCCAACCAGUCCCGCUCUCUCGAGCCAGACUUCGGCGACACUGCCAGGUUUGCCCACCUCCACACCCACCCGCAGCCUUCCUCUUUCGGUGUCCCCAUCCACUACCACAACCGUUUUCGUUCCCGCGUCAUCAUCUACCGCGACUGCGCCAUCAAACCGGGCUUCCAAGUCUGUGGUCGUACCAGGUGUGACUCUGAUGUUGCUGCCGUUGGUCA
Messenger RNA from Mycena citricolor, 10907 nucleotides. The record is from the annotation of a GenBank genome assembly. Lineage: Eukaryota; Fungi; Basidiomycota; Agaricomycetes; Agaricales; Mycenaceae.